AUGGACUCAAUAGCUAAGGCAGCCCGGUUCACGUACAACCCCGAAACAAUUCAAGAAUCCGAGCAAUCCAUCUCGGGCAUCCUCCAAGUCUACGUCCGCAACAUAUGCAUACACGACAACCAAGAUGUGUACGCCAAGUUCUCCUUCACUUACAACCCGGACGAGACUUUCUCGACAAGGAUCAUCAACGGCGGAAGAGGCAGAAACCCGGGUUUCAAUAUCAACGAGAGGCUGAUCAUGAAAAUCCGCCAGGCAGACGCUGUCUUAAAAUGCGAGAUAUGGAAUCAUCAGCUUCUCGGUUUUGCUCUGAUCCCCAUUUCCUCUGUUUCAGGUAAAGGGAAAGUGACCCGAACUUUCGACCUCUCAUCGACCGACCUGUUCCAUUCGCCAGCUGGAACUAUAAAAUUAUCGCUCUCCCUCGAUGCGGAGAGCCUUACCACUAAUUUUCCCGAAGAUAUUUCUUUGUCCGAAUUAGUAGUUGAUUCUUGCCAGGUGGCUACCGAACUCUUGAUAGAUAAAAAUGUCCCGGAUACGAAUGUCGUGAACGAGAACAAGCAAACGGGCUCGGAGUACUUUGAGAAAAACGGACAGGCCUUCAUGCGGCCAUGGCCCGAUGGGUCAUUUCUCCACCUCGGCUCACUGCCAGCUCAGGACCACGAAAUGGCAGAUAGUUCCUCACACGAGUGGCAAGCCGGGUCAGUAUCUUUUGAUGGGAGCAUGCGAAAUUCGAGCUCUCCGCCGAGUUCAACCAUGACGAGCUUGAGCAACGACUGGGCCUCGGCUGACUCCAUUGAGAAAAAAGGUGGGUUCUUUGCAGAGGAAAGGGACAGAAAAGAAAUGGGGAAUGAGGCGGAGGGGUCUGACAUGCAGAAGCAGAUAGUGGAUAUGUACAUGAAGAGCAUGCAACAGUUUACAGAGUCCCUGGCUAAAAUGAAGCUUCCAGUGGAUUUGGACAAGCCCAUAAUCAUCGAUGGACCGAGGAAUUCGAUUCUCGAUGCGGAUAAAAAGAUCGAGAUGGAGAAGGAGAAGAGGGAGAUUCAUGGAAGGGUGUUUUAUGGUAGCAGGGCUUUUUUCUAG
Messenger RNA from Striga hermonthica, 1077 nucleotides. Lineage: Eukaryota; Viridiplantae; Streptophyta; Magnoliopsida; Lamiales; Orobanchaceae. The record is from the annotation of a GenBank genome assembly.